Molecule: messenger RNA, 280 nt
Organism: Porites evermanni
Lineage: Eukaryota; Metazoa; Cnidaria; Anthozoa; Scleractinia; Poritidae
Source: the annotation of a GenBank genome assembly
CCUUUUCGGCCAGUCUUUGAUUAUUUUAAAAAUGAAAACUCCGUAGAAGAAAGAAUUGUCGAUGUAGGGGAAAAAUAUCUCUUGUUCUUGUUCGCUGUUCAGCUAAUACAACUUUAUCUUAGUUGUGAUUGAACGAAUGAAGAGAGUUUGGCAGCCGCGUUCAGAAAUUCGCGCCAAAACCGCCAAAACAUGGGUUCUAGGAUCCAGUCUUUCACCGUCCCGUUCGAGUGCGGCCAUCUUGGUUUCUGGACGUUCGGAUCGAGCUAGAUCGUCGAUCUUU